AUGUCUCUUCCAAUGAUUUUCGCUCUGAUUUUCACCCUGUUUUUGUCAUUUUACUCCUCCGUCUUGGCAUUGACACCUUUAUCGGAGCCACCAAAAGGGGAUCCAAAUUGUCAAAAUGUGUCUUCCAUUCUUGAAGAAAUUCGUACCUACAAAAAUAAAGUCCGGGUAAUAAAUGAAGAAAUUAUGCUGGGCUCAUUUAAAGGAAGUGCCCUCAAUCAUUUGACCGAUUUUGUGGACAAAUUCGGUUCCAGACUUACUGGUUCGGACUCUUUGGAAAAAUCUAUUGACCACGUUUUGAAAAUUAUGCCGGAAAUUGGGUUUGAAAAUGUACAUUCGGAGGAUGUCAUCGCUCCAAAAUGGAUCAGAGGAGAUGAAUCACUGAAAUUAUUGAAACCUUAUCCCAAAACGAUAUCCCUACUUGGACUUUUACCAUCCGUUUCAACUCCGAAGGAAGGAAUGACAGCAGAAAUUAUUGCCGUCAACGGAUUUGACGAGUUAAAAAACUGUUCAAAAUGCAUCAAACAAAAUCAUAGUUUUCAAUCAACCCUUUGA
Folsomia candida is the source of this 552-nucleotide messenger RNA. RefSeq names its product carboxypeptidase Q-like. Bases 1 to 552 code for a protein of 183 amino acids. NCBI's taxonomy places the organism in Eukaryota, Metazoa, Arthropoda, Collembola, Entomobryomorpha, Isotomidae. The transcript has 2 exons. The record is from RefSeq and is a predicted model, not a curated record. Gene Ontology annotation, molecular function: metallodipeptidase activity. Gene Ontology annotation, biological process: peptide catabolic process; proteolysis.